AUCGAACUCAUCCUUACCAAAGUCUGCAAUAUAAAUACCGCCUAUCCGUCGAAGACAGCCAUCUCAUCUCAUACCAAAUCAAAGCGAUCAGUUCAAUCACAAACAAAGCAAUUUACUGCUGCCUAUAGCAAUCAAUCAUCCUGCAAGCAAAUUCAUCAAUUUUUGAGUGAAACCCUUUUCAUCAAAUUCUAAGUUAGAAAACCAAAAAUGUCGAUCAUCCCAAGUUUCUUCGGCAACCAAAGGUCGAACGUUUUUGAUCCAUUUUCUCUUGAUAUUUGGGAUCCUUUCCAAGGUGGUUCUGAUGCUGCAAGGGAGACAUCGCAAUUAGCAAACACAAGGAUCGAUUGGAAAGAAACCCCAGAAGCUCAUAUUUUCAAAGCUGAUCUUCCUGGUGUUCUAAAGGAGGAAGUGAAAGUUGAAGUUGAAGAAGGGAGAGUGCUUCAGAUAAGCGGAGAAAGAAGCAGAGAAAGUGAAGAGAAGAAUGAUAAGUGGCAUAGAGUUGAACGGAGCAGUGGUAAGUUCUUGAGGAGAUUUAGAUUGCCUGAGAACGCUAAAAUGGAGGAAGUGAAAGCUACUAUGGAGAAUGGAGUUCUUACUAUUUGUGUUCCCAAGGUUGAACAGAAGAAGCCUGAAGUCAAGUCCAUUGAAAUUUCCGGCUCAUCGGCUGCCUGAUAUGAUUAUCAUGAUCGGGAAUGUGAAGUGCCUAAGUUGCCUUGUUAGUACUUUUAAAUUAUGUUGCUAUUGUGAGUUAUUAUGUUACUAGUAUGAGUUAGCUACAUGUUGGUAUGUUCUUGCUUUCAGAGGUUGUAUGUGCUGUGUGUCAAAGUGGUCGAGUCAAGUAUGCUAUGUUAAUAAAAUGCUGCUUUCAUUCAUUUUUUCCGCGCCA
Messenger RNA from Papaver somniferum (opium poppy), 886 nucleotides. Its product is annotated as 17.8 kDa class I heat shock protein-like. The transcript has a single exon. Lineage: Eukaryota; Viridiplantae; Streptophyta; Magnoliopsida; Ranunculales; Papaveraceae. The record is from RefSeq and is a predicted model, not a curated record. Bases 208 to 672 code for a protein of 154 amino acids. Gene Ontology annotation, biological process: response to salt stress; response to heat; protein complex oligomerization.